AAAAUUUCAAUCAAUUUAUUUUAUUUUAAUGGUACAUCUCUUUAACAUUUGCAUUUGUACAAUCUUUGUACUUUGUCUUUUAACAAUGAACAUCUUUUGAAACCAUUUAAUAAUUAUCGACUACUCGUUGAUUCAUACGUCAUCUUACUUGCAGGAUACAAAAAACGAUGUAAUGGAUUCCAGAGUCUGGUUGCAACUCUCCUGGACAGACAGCAGGCUUGCUUGGAACGAAACUGAAUUUCUUGUUUUGGUUUUGCGCGUUCCAGCAGACAAAUUGUGGAAACCUGACAUUUUCCUUUAUAAUGGAGCCAAGCCUAGUAUGAGCUGCUACGCGGCCAAUGCACUGCUUUAUCCCACCGGGAAGAUUUGGUGGGAGCCGGCUUGUCGACUUCAAACCUACUGCAACCUCACACUAACAAAUGCACCCUAUGAGGAGCAGACGUGCACCAUGAGGUUCGGUAGCAGAACGUUCGACGGGGCCACCAUGGGUCUAGAACUAUGGAAGGAGGGCAAUGGUACACUAGCUGACGUGUCAUACUUUGUCAACCAGAAAUAUAAAAUCACCAAGAAUGAGGCGAUAAAAGAAGAGAUUCUACGAGAGCUAUUUGGAGCCAUGUCACACCGUUCGCUUCACGUUAGGAUUUCAACGAAAGAUCAACGGAGGCGAGACCUGUGCGAAAAGUUGAAAAAAGAAACCGGAUUAAAAAUUUUGCUAUACAAUUUCUUGUAUUCAGAUACAGUAACUACAAAUUUAAAUUACAGGAAUAAAUAA
Molecule: messenger RNA, 772 nt
Organism: Folsomia candida
Lineage: Eukaryota; Metazoa; Arthropoda; Collembola; Entomobryomorpha; Isotomidae
Product: acetylcholine receptor subunit beta-like 1
Exons: 4
Coding region: 173-772 (199 amino acids)
Biological process (GO): regulation of membrane potential; chemical synaptic transmission; monoatomic ion transmembrane transport
Cellular component (GO): synapse; membrane; neuron projection
Molecular function (GO): extracellular ligand-gated monoatomic ion channel activity; neurotransmitter receptor activity; transmembrane signaling receptor activity
Source: RefSeq, a predicted model, not a curated record